GGCCCUAUCUCGUUACACAGGGAGGUGCCCCGCAAGCUGGUGGAGGCCAGGGUGAGGGCCUCUGGCUGUUCCUCUUUGUUGGCCACUCUCUCCUCGUCUCUCACAUCUUCUGCCUCUACCAGGCUGUGGAGAAGCAGUCAUGCCUUACCUACAUCGGUCUCUGAGGCCCCAGCCACACCCAGUCCCUGGGGAUGCCCGGACCAUCCACUCUUCGGGUCAAAGCUUUGAACAGUUGAGGCAGGGUUGCCUGCAGUCAGGAACCUUGUUUGAGGAUGCUGACUUCCCUGCCAGCAACAGUUCCCUGUUCUACAGCGAGAGGCCCCAGGUCCCCUUUGUGUGGAAACGACCAGGGGAAAUUGUGCAAAACCCAGAAUUCAUUCUUGGAGGAGCCACCAGGACUGACAUCUGCCAAGGGGAACUGGGAGACUGCUGGCUCCUGGCGGCCAUUGCCUCCCUAACCCUCAACCAGAAAGCGCUGGCCAGGGUGGUUCCCCAGGACCAAGGCUUUGGCUCCGGCUAUGCCGGGAUAUUUCACUUCCAGUUCUGGCAGCACAGCGAAUGGCUGGAUGUCGUGAUCGAUGACCGCCUGCCGACCUUCAGGGACCGCCUGGUCUUCCUCCAUUCCGCUGACCACGAUGAGUUCUGGAGCGCACUGCUGGAGAAAGCUUACGCUAAGCUUAACGGGAGUUAUGAGGCACUGAAGGGGGGCAGCACCAUGGAGGCCAUGGAAGACUUCACUGGGGGUGUGGCCGAGACCUUCCAAAUGCGGGAAGCUCCAGAGGACUUCUGUGAUAUUCUGGAGAAGGCCUUGAAGCGUGGUUCCUUGCUGGGUUGCUCCAUAGAUAUCCUGGAUGCCUCUGAAUCUGAAGCCCGCACACCUUUUGGUCUCAUUAAGGGCCACGCCUACACUGUGACUGGGCUGGACCAGGUGAAUUUCCAAGGCCGGAGAAUCAAGCUCAUCAGAGUCCGAAACCCUUGGGGCCAGGUGGAGUGGACCGGGCGCUGGAGCGACAGCUCCCUCGAGUGGCACUCUGUGAACCUGGAGGAGCAGAAGCGCCUGGGCCACUCUGCACUUGACGAUGGGGAGUUUUGGAUGGCAUUCGAGGACUUCAAGGCCCAUUUUGACAAAGUGGAGAUCUGCAACCUCACACCUGAUGCCCUAGAAGACAAUGCCCUCCACAAAUGGGAGGUGACUGUCCACCAAGGAAGCUGGGUUCGUGGCUCCACGGCUGGUGGCUGCCGCAACUUCCUGGACACCUUCUGGACCAACCCACAGAUAAAGCUGUCCCUGACCGAGAGGGAUGAGGGCCAGGAGGGCUGCACUUUCCUAGCUGCCUUGAUGCAGAAAGACCGCAGGAAGCUCAAGAGGUUUGGCGCCAACAUGCUGACCAUCGGCUACGCCAUUUACCAGUGCCCGGACACCGACCAGGACCAGGAUGGACACCUGAGCAGGGACUUUUUCAGGUACCACGCCUCCCUGGCCCGAAGCAAGACGUUCAUCAACUUGAGAGAAGUGUCGGGUCGCUUCCAGCUGCCCCCAGGAGACUAUGUCCUCAUCCCCAGCACCUUUGAGCCGCACCAGGAGGCUGACUUCUGCCUGAGAAUCUUCUCUGAGAAGAGAGCAGUUACCUGGGACCUGGAUGAGAAUGUAGACAUUGAUCUUCCUGAGCCCCCAAAGCCAACUCCACAGGAGGAGGAAACAGAGGAGGAGAGGCAGUUUCGGGCCCUGUUCCAGCGAAUUGCCGGUGAGGACAUGGAGGUUUCUGCUGAGGAGCUUGAGUAUGUUUUAAAUGCUGUUCUGCAAAAGAAAACAGCCCUCAAGUUCAAGAAGCUGAGCCUGCUGUCCUGCAGAAACAUCAUCUCUCUGAUGGACACCAGUGGCAAUGGGAAGCUGGAGUUUGAAGAGUUCCGGGUAUUCUGGGACAAGCUGAAGCACUGGAUGAACCUGUUUCUCCAGUUCGAUGUGGACAAGUCUGGCACCAUGUCUUCCUAUGAGCUGCGGACCGUGCUGAAAGCCGCAGGCUUUCAGCUGAGUGGCCAUCUCCUGCAGCUGAUCAUCCUCAGGUACACAGACGAGAGUCUCCAGCUGGACUUUGAUGACUACCUCAACUGCCUGGUGCGGCUGGAGAACGCAAGCCGGGUGUUCCAGGCUCUCAGAGUAAAGAACAAGGACAUCAUCCAUCUCAGCAUAAACGAGUUCAUCGCCUUGACCAUGAACAUCUGAGAUUGCACCGGCGUGCCAUCUGUCCCUCCGAUACCCAGCUUCUACACCAUCAGAGUUCGGAUGUUUACUGGAAGGCCGUCCUCCCCACUGCUCUCUCCCUGCCUCUCGCCACCCCCACCCCCGCCCCUCUCACCGCAAUCUGGAAGAAUUUAAAAGAAUUGGUUGUGUUUUCUGAUUCUGAUACUUCCCGUAAAAAUCAUUUCUUCACAAGAACCAAUGGUGCCGGUGUGCCUGUUGUUAGGUUCUCCUCAUUCUCCUGCCCCCACCGCUGACUGGUCAUUCAGUGUUCCAGUAUCUGAGUUCCUGGUUUCAGCAUGCUCCAGUCAUGCUACUAACACACACACACACACACACACACACACACACACACACACACACAAUGUUUUCCUUUUUUUUCAUUCAAGGAGAGAUUAGUGAAGAUGUUUAUCUCGGGUGGAAGAAAUGGAGCCUGCUGAUGCUGAGAGUCUGAGAUAUUAUGGAGCAACCUGGAAAUUAUUCUGCUAGUACUGUAGGUGACUAUUGGCACUGCUGUGGUGUGUGUUAUAUGCUUAUGCCUGUGUGUGUGCUGCUCAUGCACAGAGAUUGGAGGACAACCUCAGGUGUCCAUUCCUCAACCACUAUUUGUCUUGUUUUUUAAAUAGUUUUAUUUAUUCUCUUUUAAAUUCUGAGCAUACACGUAUGUGUAGGUGCGCCUGAGUGCAGCUGCCGUCGGGAGCCAGAAGAGGGUGUCAGAUCUUCUCUAGCUGAAGUCUCAGGCGGUUGUGAGCUGGGCGGCAGGGGUACUAGAGACCUGGGUCCCCUGCAAGAGCAGCAUGGGCUCUUGCCUGCCAAGCCCUCUCUUCAGCCAUCCCAUCCUGGGUUUUGGUUUGUUUCGGGCUGUGUUUGUUUUUUGUUUGUGAGGCAGGGUCUUUCACUGGGCUGGAACCCACCAGAUGGGCUAGGCUGGCUGGCCAGUGAGUCCUAGGGAUCUGUCUGUCUCCACCCCUCCAGCGCUGGGCUUCAGAUAAGUGCACACCACCGACUUUGCCUUUUUUAAAAGGAGGCUUCUGAGGAUUAAACAUAGAUGCUCUGGCUUGAGGGGCAAGCACUUUAUUCACUAAGCCGUCUCCCAGCCUUUUCAUUCUAAUUUUUAAGAGUAUUUGUUAUUUACUUACUAAAUGAGAUGUCUGUGUGUAACAAGGUGCAGGUGAGUGCAGGUGCCUCAGUGGUCCAGAAGAGGGCGCUGGAUUCCCUGCAGCUGGAAUGAAUUACAGGCAUCUGGGAACUGCCUGAAGUGCAUGCUGGGAACUGCACUCUUUUAAAGAUAAAGUCUCACUUAUGCAGCUCUGGCUGGUCUCAAACUCAGAGAUCCAUCUGCGUCUGUCUCCGCAGUGCUGGAAUUAAAAGCGUGCCCCCAGACCUGGCCAGCCCUGUUAAUUAUAGGCCAGUUUUCCAGCCAUCACUACCUAAACAUUUUUUCCUCUCUAUUUGGAGAAAUGACUCGGUGGUUAAGAGCAAGAACUGCUCAUGUCAAAGAUGAAAGUCGAAGUCUCCACACUCACAAGGGGGCUUCACGGUCACCCGCCAUCAAUGUUCACUCCUCAGAGUGGUCUCUAGGCUUGACCCCACCACAGCCCUGCCGUCAGACCCAAAGAACACACACGCGAGGCAUAGAAACUGUCUCUGCAGGUCCUUAGACUUUUUUCCUUUGGGCUAUGCCUGGUGCAAGAUAUAGUACCAACCCCUGGUAUUUGAAAUUUGAAGUUGGCUCCAAAUUCCCCCAAAUCCUAUCCCCUUAGAUCCUUGUGGUCCACUGAGAGGCCAGGGCUUGAGAAAAACAGGGCAUGUGACUUGGGCAAUAGUACCAAGUUCACUGGUGCCAGUCCAGUUCUGGGCCCUGAAUCUUUGGUGAGAACAAGGCGCCAUUCUACCGAGAGCCAAGAAUGCCUGCCAACUGCCAGGGUGAAGGCUACCCACCACCACAGCUGUGAACCGGUAGUAGGCUGUGCUGGCUACCAGUGUGACGUGGGCAUGUUCCCAGCCCUUGAGCUUUUCAGAAGGGAGAAAGAGAAGGAGAGGAGAGAGCUCAAAAGACUUUCAAGGCACCUGAAAUGCAUUGGAACACUCCCGGGGACAGAGCCAGGUUCAUUGUCCGCAGGGCUAUGCCGUGAGGGGAAGCUUUGUUCCUUCCAAUGAGAGAGAACAUCCAGACAGGCACUGGAGCCUCUAGGAGCAAAUACAAGAUAGUGCAAAAGAAGCAGCCUUGAAUUCAGUGCUCCUGUGCUCUCUGAGACCUCAGCCACGCCACUCUGAAGUCCUCAAGCACAAAGGCUUGAAGGCCAAGCCAGGGGAGGUGUCUCCUGGUCUAACUGAGCGAUGGAGAUACUGGGAAGAAGGGGGAGAGAAUUUUCUCCAUACUCAGAUAGCUGAGAGUAGUGCCUAGGGAAGACGCCUAAAAAGAUAUCACACAGAGAACCUGGCUUUCAGAAGUGUCUCAACUCUCUCCUUCCUUUCACAAUCCCGGAACUGCCAUCUUAGGAGUUUGCCAGAUUUAUUCACUAUAUGGACUUAGUUCUCUUGUCCCCCAGAGUCUGCCUCCGGCAUUGUGGGUUUAUCCCCAGGGUCGUUUCCCAUCGCUCUUCAUCAGGGCAGCUCCAGCCACCUGAAGCAGGAACGUCCGUGAGAUCCACGGGAGGGUUACAGCCACAGCCCCCGAGCAAGUCCCCUCUGUGACACUGAUCCUUUUCACGCCCUGGCUGUCGCCUGCCUCCAGCCCCUCUCUCUGGUCCCCUUGGCGCAUUCACCUGCCUCUGCCCAGUUUUCCUGGGUGUUCCUCUCAGCCCCUCUGCAUUUCUGGUUAAAUGUCCUGUAGCUUAGGUCACCAUUCUGCUGUCCUCUGGUGCGUGAGCUUCCCUGCUCCCUGUCUAUACGCCACAGGAGAGGAUAUGUGUCUGCAUUUCCAUCCCUCACCCUGUGGAGUCAUACUGGGCACCUCUGCCUCAGCCCCUCCACCUUAGCUUUUGAGACAGAGUCUCUCUCUAAAUUUGGAACUUUUCAUUUGAACUAGAUUAACUGGCCAAUGAGCUCCCAAAUCCACCUGGCUCUGCCCCCAAGAGCUGGGAUUAUACAGCUUUUGUAUGUGUGCCGGGGAUCGAAUUUAGCUCCUCCUCAGGGCUUGCACGGCAAGCCCUUUACCACUGAGACCCUUCAUUUCUACCGUCUUAAUACUUUAUAGUAAGGAUUAAAUUUCAACACCAGAAAUCUUGGGGCACACGUUGAAACCACAGAUUCAAUACAAGGUAUAACUUCUAGAUGGUUCUUCCUCCUUUCAAUAUAUUGAAGAUGCUGCUCCAGUUUCUCAUAGCUCAUAUUUCUGAUGAGACAUCUGUUAUCCUGACUCUUGUCCCUCUGUGUGCACUGCGUUCUUGAGGUCGGGCUUCCUUAAACAUCUCCACCCUACAGCAGAAGCAAGAUGAGCUCCUGUGUUCUCUGUACUUGCUGUCCACUGAAGUUCCUGGGUUUCUGUUUGUUUUUAAGUGUAUGGCUUUUAUUAAAG
This is a messenger RNA of Myodes glareolus (Bank vole), 5759 nucleotides long. It is a transcript of the gene Capn9, whose product is annotated as calpain 9. The record is from RefSeq and is a predicted model, not a curated record. Lineage: Eukaryota; Metazoa; Chordata; Mammalia; Rodentia; Cricetidae. Gene Ontology annotation, cellular component: cytoplasm. Gene Ontology annotation, molecular function: calcium ion binding; calcium-dependent cysteine-type endopeptidase activity. Gene Ontology annotation, biological process: proteolysis.